Anas platyrhynchos (mallard) is the source of this 2207-nucleotide messenger RNA. Its product is annotated as claudin-15. Gene Ontology annotation, cellular component: membrane; bicellular tight junction. NCBI's taxonomy places the organism in Eukaryota, Metazoa, Chordata, Aves, Anseriformes, Anatidae. The record is from RefSeq and is a predicted model, not a curated record. Gene Ontology annotation, molecular function: structural molecule activity.
CUUGAUUUUUAGAAUGGGGGGAAAGGUCCUAAAGAGCACAAACCUUACCCUUCUGUUUGAUCAAACUGAUCCUCACAAAGUGCUGACAUUACUGUCUGGCAGGAAAUGAUAGAGGCUAGAAACAUAUCAUAAACGUUUAUAAUAUCAGGAAUUUUGGGAGACUACCCUGAAAACAACUUCUGUCAGAGGAAUGGCAUCAUCUUUACAAAUUUGUGCAUUGCUGCUGGCUUUGACAGGAUUCACCAUUUUGCUUGUCACUACCAUGUCCAACAGAUGGAAAAUUUCUGACACUACAGCGGUGCUAGUUCCUGCAGAAAGGAUUUCUGAAGGUCUUUGGAUGGAAUGCACAGUUACUGAGUUUGGAUCAACACAGUGCAAGAAGUUUCUCUACAUGUUGAGUUCAGAUAUCCACAUUCAGGCAUGCCGUGCCUUGAUAAUUGUUUCCAUCCUUUUGGGAUUUAUAGCUGCAGUGCUCUCACUUCUUGGUUUAAAAUGCACAAACAUUGGGAUAAGCGAUGAAGAUGGAAAAAUGAAGUUUGCUGUCACAGGAGGAUUUCUCUUUAUUUUAGGAGGUCUCUCUUCGAUGGUGGCUGUUUCUUGGUAUGCUGCAAUGAUUACUGCUCAGUUUUUUGACCCGCUGUACGCUGGAACCAAGUAUGAACUAGGAGAUGCUCUGUACUUAGGCUGGGCUGGAUCUAUUCUUUAUAUGCUUGGUGGUAUCUUCCUAACCUGCUCAUGCAAAGGGAAGCAAAAAAUGGAAUACAGUGCCAGCAAAUACAGAUAUUCAGCAGGCCAGCCAGCCCUUCAGCAGCAAAUUUACACCAAAAACUCUGAGACAGCUACAAGUGCCAAGGAGUAUGUCUAAACUGAUAUUUUUACAUCACUUGUAAUGUUAGUAGGUUAUGAAUUUAAAUUAGCAAAGUGAACUACUUCCGGUGUUUCAGUUCCAAGUUGCUAUCUUUCAUCUUAAUUUGGAGAUGAUUUACAUCUGAGCACCUCCUCCUGGAAAUGGUUUUAAAGUGGAAAUAGGUUUCUACAGAGAAUGAAAUCCUGCAGCAUGAAGAUUGUCUGUGUGCUGAGAAGCCUGGUCAAAUUGAAUCACAGAGUGUGGUACAUCCUGAUAAUCAAGACCAACUUUUUCUAUUUCAGAAAACUAAAAAAUGUGUAACACAUAUGCUGUAGCUGCCUGCUGGUUAAUAUAGCUCGCUGUUAGAAAUGUAUUGUAUUUUCAUUAAUGUUUAGCAGCUUUGGCUUUUGACAGUAAAGCUUUAUUCCACUGACUGACUGAAACAGAUUUUUCGAUGAGAAGCAUCCUGGCAAUUAAUGAAGAUGCAGCCUAUGUACCAGGGCUUGAAGUCUCAUGGUAUACUGAAAUACAUAUAAUGUAUAUAGUCAAGAUUUAUGAAACCUUUGAAAAUCCUUUAGAAACAUCCAUUCACCUCCGUAUCUGCAGAUGUACAACUAAUGCCUUGUUGGUUGGAAUGCAGCUAGGAAAGAUAAAUGACACAAGAAUGAACCAAACACAGCUUGGAGUGGAGAAAGCAUUUGGUCAGAAUACGCCUUGUUGUAACUAGAAGACAGCCCUGGUUUUUUAUUUUUAUUUCUAUGUUUUCAGGUUUUAAAAUAAUUCUAUUUUAACUUCCAGCAAUCUCUUACUUUGGGAACUUCUCUUGCAUCUGAAUUGCCUCAUUCAUCAGUUACUUUAUUCUCUGUUGCAAUUCCAGCUUUAGAAUUUCUGCCUUAAACUACUCCACUAUUGGGAGCAUAUGUUUGGCUUAUGUAAGCACUUACGAUGCUGAAGAUGAACUAACUUUCCUUCCUACUGAUGUUUUGAGCAACGUGGAAUGGAAUUUCACUCUGUAGGUUCUUGGUGUUCAUAACUUCCCUCUUAAAUUAUAAAUGUUUUAAUACAGUUCAACAAAAUACUUGGGUAUUUCUUUCUGCUUUGAACAACUUUUGGCAAAACAUAGCAGUACUCUUCUUUAGAAGCUUCACACCAUCCUCCUGAGCCUUCCUUCUUUGUCUAUCCAAAUAGAUGAUUUCACAGUGCAAUCUGCAAGUACUUUUAGAAAAAAUAGUUUAGCCACGUUGCUUGCAUACAAGUACAGCUGAACAGCUGACUUAUAAACUGACCUAUUAAAGCAUGAAUUUGGGCACUUGUAGAUCUUUUAAAACUUAGUAAAUAAAGCUAAAAGGAGUCAUAAUUA